AAUACUGCAUGAGAAGUCCCUGGGUUGGUGGCUUGGUUCAUUUGUUUCAUCACAGCAGGACUUUUUGAGGUCACUUCUGUGAUUGUCCUGAGCAGGAGUCAAAUAGCCAGAUGCAGGGAGGGAUUUGAGAUAUUUCAGGCCUGGCAAAGAGCCGUUUUAACCCUCUGAGAAGAACCACAGAGGUUGCUAUAGGAUCGGGGGAAGAUGUGUUCAUUUCUACAAAGAAAAAAAAAGCAGACCCAAACAUGGAACAAAAAGUAGCACCCAGGAUUUAGAGUGAGGGGCUGUUAAGGUCUGGUCCCACCUCCCCCCCCCCCCCCCCCCCAAUAUGUGCAGUGUGGAAAGGAAAACUGAGAUUGAGCAGCCAUCGUUUGGAAUGUGAUGGGAGGGGGAGUGACAGUUGGAGUGGGAAAAGAGUCUUGUGGGAGAAACUGCUGAAAAGAAGGGUCUUUGUCCUCUGAACAAUGUUGAGUGAGGAGCUAAGGACCUUGAGCUCUAGAUUCCGACCUGUGGAAAAGCCUUGCCUCCAUUUCCCUUACCCAGAAGAAAGAGAGAAGAUUCCUGAAUGUCUGAGAGUAUCAGCUAGAGGAAGAACCAAACAACUGCUGCUGAAAGGGGCCGAUCCCUCAAACUUCAAGGGGUCACCCUGACGACCCUUUCUCUCCCUCGACCUUCCCGAGAAGGACACUUGCCAUCUGUUUAGUUGGGAUAGAGACCGUGAUUAGAGAAGAAGAAGAAAGAUAAGCCGAAGCCGAGCCAUUUGGGCUCAGCUGAAGAAGCAGCAAAGACAACUUGUAGGGUCUCCUAUUCCCACAAACCUCUCCCCUUUCUCUUAUUACUAGGAGGAUUCAACCACUUUUAAAAAUAGAAACUCGAAGUCUGAUUCAAAUUGAAGGGAAGACAAAGAAAGAGAGGCUGAUGGGCUAGGCUAGCCAUUUAGCCUUGGCUAACAUAACAUGCCCCAGGGGUACCUCUCCCUUGACCUCAGCAGCCUCCAUAUUCCUGGCACCUCAAUCCUUACCGCAGGCACAGAGGCAUUGAAUCACAAUGAGGAUUUGGAAAUCAGCAAACACUGUAAAUCCGGGCUUGAUUUAUUGUUUUGUUGAUUGUCUAGACUUGAGAAAGUGAUCAAGAAAAUGUGAAUAAUGCAGUUUAAACUUAAAGGUGGCUUCAUCAGCUUCAACGGGUCGUGGCGGGUGCAGGGCAUCCUGGCCAUGUCGCGCUCGCUGGGCGACUACCCCCUGAAGAACCUGAACGUGGUCAUCCCGGACCCGGACAUCCUGACCUUCGACCUGGACAAGCUGCAGCCCGAGUUCAUGAUCCUGGCGUCGGACGGCCUGUGGGACGCCUUCAGCAACGAGGAGGCCGUCCGCUUCAUCAAGGAGCGCCUGGACGAGCCGCACUUCGGGGCCAAGAGCAUCGUGCUGCAGUCCUUCUACCGCGGCUGCCCCGACAACAUCACCGUCAUGGUGGUCAAGUUCAGAAGCAGCAGCAAAGCGGACGAGCAGUGAGCGCGCCGCGCCUCCCGGAGGGGGCGGCCAAGGGCGAGCCUCCUCGCUCCCGCCGGCCCUUCCUCUCCUCCCCUUCCCUCGCCAGGCUUCCCGGCCAGCUAGAAGGGCGGCCGCCCCCGCCAGGGCCGGGCUGACUUUGAGCCCCUCCGACGUCCCUUCAGGUUCCAGACUGGACGCUGCUUCGGAGAGCGCCCGGCCGCGCGGGGCAACGCCUCGCGCCGGCCUCCGGCUGUCCUGACCCUGGCAGCCUGGAGGGGGUUGUCACAGCCGUCUGCGCUUUCUGGGGCCUGGGGGGCAGCCUCGGACCCAGAAACGCCCUCGCCCAGCAUCCCGGCCCGCCCAGCCCCGCUUCCUGGGCCGUCCUGGGGGGCCCUCGCCCGUCAGAGGACCCCUGGAGGAGGCCGGCAGGAUCCCCGGCGCCCAGCCGCCCUCUGGAGCUCGUGCUCCCGGGGCGGCAGAGGGCGUCCUUCUGGUCCCCCUCCCGGUCCUGGGGCUCCCUCGGGGCCGCAGUCCCCCGAGUUUCCAUGGCCAGCGGCGGGGACCUGUGGCAGCCGUCAGUCCCGAGCACAACUCGGACGGGAGCCCCAGCGGGUGGGCUGCUCGGGGCGGGGAGGCCCCCCAGAACGUGGAUUCAGGGCCCGGGGCCUCCGGCUCCAAGUCCAGCGGCUUCUCCGCGUCUGGAGCUCUCACAGAUGCCGGGAUGGGGCCAGCCUGGAGGCGGGGGUGCUGGCUGGGGGCCCGGCCAGUCUCUGAGCCCCCGCCGGAUACGAAGGCAGGCAGGGUCUGGAAGAGGUCAGGGGAGAAGAGAGCCCUCCGCGGGGGUGGUCAGAGCCGGCCUGAGCCGGACCUGGAGAAGAGCAAAGGUUCGGACGGGCGGGGGAGGAAGGGGGGGCUGCUCCCGCUUCUUGAGCUCCCGGGGUGCUGGGGGAGGCCAGGGAGCCGGCGGGCCAAGCACGAGGAGGACCCACCGUGGGAGGCGGCCCUGGGCCGUGGGAGGCUCCUGAGCCUCCUACGGCGGGCCCGGGAUGCGAGGCUCUCGCCUGGUGCCAGGGGCAGCCUUUGAACCCCGCUCUCGUACCCUGUCCAUCAUGUCCUGCUGCCCCGAGCGGAUGCCCCGAUCGCUCCUGUCCGUUGUGAUCCGGAGAGCAUUCCUGGCCAGGCGUGGCCACAAAGAGCUCUUUUCUGUCCACCUUGGUCCAGAGAGCGGUCCAGGAGGCCCUGGGAACGGGAUCUCCCUGGCGCCAGUGUGGCCGCUCUCCUGGGGCCCAGAGCCCAAUGCUUCUCUAGAAAUAAGCCUCAGGACGCCCCGUAGGCCAGCACAGGGCUGGAGGGGGUGCGGACCAUGCGGGGAGCCCAGGGAAGGCCAGGAGCAUCUUGAUUCUUUCCCCACCCCCAAACUUGUCCAAAAGAAAAAGUCCCUCCCAAAGCUCCGGCCCUGGAGGAUCGUGUAGAGAGCCGGCCGGCCUUAGAGGCCCCCGAUGCACCGCGUCCGGUCCCUCGUCUUCCCGCCACCCUGAGACCCCGAGAGAGGGCGGACGUGCCCAAAGUCACAGAAGCAGCAUCAAUCCAGAAGGCAAAGGCGGUUACAAAGUGCCUACUGUGCCAGGCCCAGGCAGUGCCAAGGAGGAAGGGAAGCCUCUGCCCUCACGGCCAGCCCCCUCGGCCAGCGGAAGCCAGGGCGGCCCUUGUCUCCUCCCGGGUUCUCCGCUGGGCCCAGGCUCACCGGGGAGGCUCUUUGGGAGGAUUCCAGAAGCCCCUUUCCUUUCUGGCUCGUCCCUGAACAGAGCUUCCCCUCGUCUUGCCCAGCCGUUGGCUCGUCACACCAGACUAAGCUACUCUGCCCCAAGCCUGCCACACGCUUCUGCCGUCUUACUAGAUGGCUGUGGUUCCAUCACGGAGCUCCCCCCCGGGGUCCUGACUGGCUGCCCCCACAGGCUCCUUGCCAUGGCACUGGCUGUUACUGGCCGCGACCCAUCCUUAGAGCAUUCGGGCUUUUAAAACUUCAUAUGGAUUUUCGGUUGUUUUUACAGCACCCACAUUUUCCUCCCCCUCCUUCCCAGAGAGCCUCCCUCUAGGAGAAAGAAUAUAAGAGGAUAACGGAAAAGCAGCGUCACAAAAGUAGCCAAUCCGUCCAGAAGAGCCCAACGUUGUAGGAGGCCUUCCAUACCCAGGCCCCCCGCCUUGCUUUUGCCAAGUCUUUAGGUCAAGCUUGGUCGUGUUUCCAGCAUUCAAUUUUGAGUCUAAUAAGAGGAUUUAUAACCAAGGAUGGAUCCUUUCAGGACUAGUCCAAAGGGUUUGACUUUCUAGCAAAAGCAGCAUAAAGAAUCCUGUCUUAAUAGUUCAGAUAAUACUGAAUAGAUUGAGAAGCAAAGCCGUCACAAAAGAGCUUAGCUUCCAUCUAAGUAUGCCUUGCCAUCCCUGAGAGAGAGAGAGAGAGAGAGAGAGAGAGAGAGAGAGAGAGAGAGAGAGAGAGA
Monodelphis domestica (gray short-tailed opossum) is the source of this 3985-nucleotide messenger RNA. NCBI's taxonomy places the organism in Eukaryota, Metazoa, Chordata, Mammalia, Didelphimorphia, Didelphidae. The record is from RefSeq and is a predicted model, not a curated record.